AGCUGCGCGCCCCGGGCUCUCCGCUCCUCGCCUCAGCGCCCGGCCGCCGCCGCCGCGGCCCAGAGAGCGACCCAGAUGCAGGCCAUCAAGUGUGUGGUGGUGGGAGACGGAGCUGUAGGUAAAACUUGCCUCCUGAUCUGUUACACGACCAAUGCCUUUCCUGGAGAGUAUAUCCCCACUGUCUUUGACAACUAUUCUGCCAGUGUUAUGGUGGAUGGAAAACCGGUGAAUCUGGGCUUGUGGGAUACGGCUGGACAAGAAGAUUAUGACCGAUUGCGCCCCCUUUCCUAUCCGCAGACAGAUGUAUUCUUGAUUUGCUUUUCUCUUGUGAGUCCUGCAUCAUUUGAAAAUGUUCGUGCAAAGUGGUACCCUGAAGUGCGAUACCACUGUCCCAACACUCCUAUCAUCCUGGUGGGGACGAAACUUGAUCUGAGGGAUGAUAAAGACAUGAUUGAGAAACUGAAGGAGAAGAAGCUGAUGCCCAUCACCUACCCGCAGGGCUUGGCCAUGGCCAAGGAGAUCGGUGCCGUCAAAUACCUGGAGUGCUCGGCGCUCACGCAGCGAGGUCUCAAGACGGUGUUUGAUGAAGCUAUCCGGGCGGUUCUCUGCCCGCCCCCCGUCAAGAAGAGGAAGAGAAAAUGCCUGCUGUUGUGAAUGUCCGGGCCCCUCCCGCCUGUCCCGUCCCCCAGGACCCUUUGUACGCUUUGCUCAAACGGUGGAGCCUUCGCACUCAAUGCCAAGUUUUUGUUACAGAUCAGUUUUUCCAUAAAACCGUUUUGAACCAAUCAGUAAUUUCUAGGUUUUGUUUGUUUAAAGUGUAAGAGUUCAAACUUUCACAUUCUAUUAAAGUUUAGCCCUAAAAUGACAAGCUUCCUUAAAGCCUUAUUUUUCAAAGCCCCUAUUCUUGCUCAGAUUAAGAGUUGCCAAAAUACCUUGUGAACUAAGUUGCAUUGUUGGGCUAAGAACACUAAGCACUAAACUGUUCAAAGACCUUUGUCUGGAAGAGACUAGCUGCUGAGGCAGGAGAUGCAGACGCUCGCUAAUGAGGUUCA
Molecule: messenger RNA, 1052 nt
Organism: Balaenoptera musculus (blue whale)
Lineage: Eukaryota; Metazoa; Chordata; Mammalia; Artiodactyla; Balaenopteridae
Product: ras-related C3 botulinum toxin substrate 1-like
Exons: 1
Coding region: 76-654 (192 amino acids)
Biological process (GO): establishment or maintenance of cell polarity; actin filament organization; motor neuron axon guidance
Cellular component (GO): cytoskeleton; cell cortex; dendritic spine
Molecular function (GO): GTP binding; GTPase activity; protein kinase binding
Source: RefSeq, a predicted model, not a curated record